CUUGCUACACGGAUAUCCCAAAGAUCAUUUACGCCUCCAGGACCCACUCGCAACUCACUCAGGUCAUCAACGAGCUUCGGAACACCUCCUACCGGCCUAAGGUGUGUGUGCUGGGCUCCCGGGAGCAGCUGUGCAUCCAUCCAGAGGUGAAGAAACAAGAGAGUAACCACAUGCAGAUCCACUUGUGCCGCAGGAAGGUGGCAAGUCGCUCGUGUCAUUUCUACAACAACGUGGAAGAGAAAAGCCUGGAGCAGGAGCUGGCCAGCCCCAUCCUGGACAUCGAGGACUUGGUCAAGAGCGGAAGCAAGCACAGGGUGUGCCCUUACUACCUGUCCCGGAACCUGAAGCAGCAAGCCGAUAUCGUCUUCAUGCCAUACAAUUACUUGUUGGAUGCCAAGGUGGGGGCUCAGUCUGCGUAGCUGACAACUCCUGAUGUCCAGGGGUGUUCCUGGGCUUGGGAAAGGCCGUCUGAGCCUUUGCUGCUGCAGGGACUUAGAGCAGCAGGCCUGGGUGGGAGGACCCGCCUCUGUCACUGGGCAGGGGCUCAGCCUGGCCGGACACACUUGUGAGCACCCCCAGGCCCUGGGUCAGUUGUUCCGAACAGUCUGGGAGUGAGCAGGCUGGUGGGAGUGAGGAGAGACCUCCAGGC
Piliocolobus tephrosceles (Ugandan red Colobus) is the source of this 649-nucleotide messenger RNA. Its product is annotated as regulator of telomere elongation helicase 1-like. The transcript is spliced from 5 exons. Gene Ontology annotation, biological process: telomeric loop disassembly; regulation of double-strand break repair via homologous recombination; negative regulation of DNA recombination. Gene Ontology annotation, cellular component: nucleus. Gene Ontology annotation, molecular function: hydrolase activity, acting on acid anhydrides, in phosphorus-containing anhydrides; DNA helicase activity; ATP binding. NCBI's taxonomy places the organism in Eukaryota, Metazoa, Chordata, Mammalia, Primates, Cercopithecidae. The annotation marks the transcript as partial. The record is from RefSeq and is a predicted model, not a curated record.